Molecule: messenger RNA, 504 nt
Organism: Postia placenta MAD-698-R-SB12
Lineage: Eukaryota; Fungi; Basidiomycota; Agaricomycetes; Polyporales; Adustoporiaceae
Exons: 3
Source: RefSeq, a predicted model, not a curated record
AUGUACAACGGUAUCGGGCUUACAACCCCACGAGGCAGUGGUACGAAUGGAUAUGUAGUGCGCAACUUGUCAGCGUUGCGAGUCCACGAAACGGCCGCAGACAGAGCAAGCGCGUGGGACGUAGCACCGCCGAAGCAUCGAGAGCCAGAUGCAGAGAUUCUUGAGCAUGAGCGGAAGCGCAAGGUGGAGGUGAAAUGUUUGGAGCUGCAGCUUGACCUGGAGGAGAAAGGGCUUGAAGAAGACGAGAUUGAAAAACAGGUGGACGAGCUGCGGGUGAAGCUGCUCGCCAACUUGAAUGCGCUUGGCUCCAACGCGAAGAACCUGAAGCCAUCCGACACCCAUGGCAUUGCUGCGGCCAAAAAAGAAGAACUGAGCAAGCUGGCGAGGGCGCUCGGCACUCGCAGCGACUACACGGAGGGCGAGGCUUUUGACAGGGAAAAGCAAGAGGAGUUAAAGAUACGCCGAAUGGCCGAGAGAGAAGAUAGGGAGCGACAGAGGGAGGAA